Messenger RNA from Juglans regia (Persian walnut), 1565 nucleotides. Its product is annotated as stearoyl-[acyl-carrier-protein] 9-desaturase, chloroplastic-like. Gene Ontology annotation, cellular component: chloroplast stroma. Gene Ontology annotation, biological process: defense response; fatty acid metabolic process. The transcript is spliced from 4 exons. Bases 226 to 1401 code for a protein of 391 amino acids. Lineage: Eukaryota; Viridiplantae; Streptophyta; Magnoliopsida; Fagales; Juglandaceae. The record is from RefSeq and is a predicted model, not a curated record. Gene Ontology annotation, molecular function: stearoyl-[ACP] desaturase activity; stearoyl-CoA 9-desaturase activity.
UUGAAAAAUUUUAUAUGUCAAUGGUGGAUCUCGCUUCCUUUAAUGCUAAGCGUACAAGGUUAUUUUGAUGGUGUACAAGGUUACACUGUAAUCUACGGUUUCCCCGAAUGGCUUAUAAAAUAAGUCAAGUUAGAGCAAAUGCGCGUGAACUGUGAAGCAUAUCCCAAAGAUCAGUAGUUAAGUGCUCAGAAGCUGAAGCUAGCAUAAAUUCAGAGAGAAGCGGACAUGGAUGUAAUUAAACUCAAUUGCUUCAAGACCUUUCAAUCCCUAGUUUCACAUUCUCCUCCACCUAUGAGUGCUCAGAGAUCUCCCAAGUUUUCUAUGACUUCUACCCUACACUCCAGAUCUAGGCGGGACAAAGAUUCUCCAAGCUCUCCUAGCCAAGCAAGUGUUAUCUUAGCCCGCACCAUGCCACCGGAAAAGAUUGAAAUAUUCAAGUCCAUGGAAGGAUGGGCUAGAAAUAACAUCGUAACUCUCCUAAAACCUGUGAACAAAUCUUGGCAACCACAGGACUUUUUGCCAGAUCCUACCUCAGAUGGAUUUUUUGAGCAAAUCAAUGAAUUGAGGAAACGAACAAAGGACAUUCCGGACGAGUACUUGAUUGUCUUAGCCGGCGAUAUGAUCACAGAAGAAGCCCUUCCAACUUACCAAGCAAAAAUCAAUGGCACAGAAAUUUUUCACGAUGUAACAGGCGUAGACAACACACCUUGGGCAAUAUGGGCAAGGGGAUGGACUGCUGAAGAAAAUAGGCAUGGUGAUCUUUUGAACAAGUACCUCUUCCUUUCCGGACGAGUGGACAUGAGACAGAUCGAGAAGACAACACAAUAUCUGCUUGGGUCGGGAAUGGAUGCCGGUCUAGGGCAAAAUCCCUACCUUUUCACCAUCUACACAUCGUUCCAAGAAAGAGCAACAUUUAUCUCCCAUGGUAACACAGCCAGGCUUGCCAAGAGGCAUGGGGAUCCAAUACUUGCCCAGAUAUGUGGCACAAUUGCCUCAGACGAGAAGCGCCACGAAAUUGCUUAUACCAAAAUAGUUGAGAAACUUUUCGAGCUUGACCCAAAUGAAACAGUUGUGGCCUUUGCCGACAUGAUGAGGAGGAAAAUAUCAAUGCCAGCCUGCUUAAUGUAUGAUGGUGAACACAACAACCUAUUUUCUCACUUUGCUAAUGUUGCCUCUCGGAUUGGAGUCUACACAGCAAGAGACUACAGAGAAAUCCUCCAACAUUUGGUUGCAAAAUGGAAUGUGGAGAAGCUAAGUGGACUGUCGAGUGAAGGACGAGAAGCCCAGGACUUUGUCUGUGGAUUAGCUCAAAGAAUGCAAAGGGUUGAGGAGAGAGUUCUGGCACUAGCCGAAAAAGCAUCCUCCAUUCGUUUCACCUGGAUUGCUGCUAGGCAGAUGUAAGAGCCUAGGGGCCUAAAGCUGCCACCAUGUGUGCUGUCUUUUUUUUUUUUUUUUUCCUUUCUUUUUUAAUAUUUAUCAGCUUGUUCCUUUUAAAAAAAAUGGUGGUCUUGUGCAAACUCAUAUGUUAAAAUAAAAGGCUUUGAUUCGAUCCAUCACUAUUCAUA